This is a messenger RNA of Telopea speciosissima, 1351 nucleotides long. RefSeq names its product probable E3 ubiquitin-protein ligase RHB1A. NCBI's taxonomy places the organism in Eukaryota, Viridiplantae, Streptophyta, Magnoliopsida, Proteales, Proteaceae. The record is from RefSeq and is a predicted model, not a curated record. Gene Ontology annotation, molecular function: ubiquitin-protein transferase activity. The coding region runs from base 245 to 877 and encodes 210 amino acids. The transcript has 6 exons.
UCUCUGCAGAUUUUGUUUGUUACCACUGAGGCUAGAAAGUAGAAGGAUUUUCCCAAAUGACAGCACAUGGUAGAGUCACCCUAAAAGUGAAGUGAUUGAUUAGUGGAAUAGUGGGUAACGGGUGAAGGUACUAAGAAGAAAAUAUCUAAGUGGUGGAAUCUAUACGGAGGACAAAAACAGGAAAGGGAAAAUAAUGUACCAACUGCCAAAAGUUUCUGCUGGAUAUUGGAGAUAAUUGAAGGAAAUGGGAGGUUGCUGCUGCUGUUCUUCCAGAAGAUCUCAACUUAAUGCAACACCAGUAUAUUACUAUUGCCCACGAACAUCAGAGGAGCGUGAGCCCUUAUCAGCACACCAUGGUGCAGCCUCUACACUCUCUUCUGGGCUCCUCGUCCAUACAAAUCUGGAAACAUCAACACCUGACACUUACCGAGCACCACCUGCACCCCUACCAUAUGAUAUGGAUUUAGGGCGUCCACAAACUCCACCAGUCAUUCAAGGAAGUAGUGCUGACAAGAUUGACAAUGUGCCGCAGACAACAGAUACCGAGGCCGUUGCAGAAACAAUCAGUGGCAGGGGUUUUGAAACAUCAGCUAUGUGUGAAAGUCUGAAAGAAUCAGGCUGCAAGAUAGAGAAAAAUUCUGCACUUGACUCUGCAAAGGAGUCUGAAGUUGAACGUUCAAAGUUGAAUGAACCUAUUGUUUUAGCAGUUGAGGAGGAGGAUGUUUGCCCCACCUGUCUUGAAGAGUAUGAUGAGGAGAACCCAAGAAUUAUCACGAAAUGUGAACAUCAUUUUCACCUUGCCUGCAUUCUUGAAUGGAUGGAAAGAAGUGACACCUGCCCUGUAUGCGAUCAGGAAAUGGUAUUCAACCAUUCAUGAACAAGUAGCAAUCUUAGACUUGCUAGAAGGGGUUUGGAGACAUGGGAUUACUUGAUUAGUCAUCAUCAGAGUCAGAUUCAACUGUAGUUGUCAUGUUGUUUUGAAGGUCUUGCGUUUUUGAAAUUUCCAAAGUAUUUUUGUGGGUCACACAUUGGAGUUGCAAAAGAUGGAGAUCAACGUGCAAGACAUCAAAAUAAUCUGUUUCUCCCAGUGCCUUCUCCAUUUUAUCAAACCUUGAUUGUUAGUGCUCAGAUGCAGUUAGCAGUUCAGAAGCAGAAGAAUGAUUGAAGCUGCAUGCCAAACUAGAUGCGUCUCCCCUUAUUUUCUUUCUAUUUUUUUCCCUGUAGAAAGUGGUAAAUUCUGCAUUUUUAUAUUGUUUUCUAGUCCGGGAGUUCAUCUUCUUUCUUUUCUGUACAGCUUAUCCUUCAAUUUUCAGAUACAGAUGAACAUGGUUGGUUGUUAUUUGCAGGAGUU